UGCAUUGUGGGAUUGUGUGGUACGUUCAAGAGCUCAUAGUUCAAUCAGCUCCAGACCUACCGUCACUACAGUAUUCUCAUCGGUACAUCGAGGUGCAAAGGGUACCAAGGAUUGGUCUCCGACUAAAGUGUCUUCAGCUCAUUGCGCCCUAUCAAGAGAAGUCACCAUGGACAUUGAAGAAUACCGCAAGAGAGGCAAGGAGAUGGUGGACUACAUCGCCGACUACCUGACCAACAUCAGGCAGAGGCGCGUCUUCCCCAACGUCAAGCCGGGCUACAUGCGAGAGCUCGUACCGGAUCACGCACCCGAAAAGGGAGAGCCGUGGGAAAACAUCUUCAACGACAUCGAGCGCGUGAUCAUGCCCGGGGUCACCCAUUGGCAGAGCCCGUACAUGCAUGGCUACUUCCCUUCUCUCAAUUCACCGCCGUCGUUGUUAGGAGACAUGUUAUCCGAUGGCAUCACCUGCCUCGGCUUCACCUGGGCGGCGAGCCCAGCGAGCACCGAACUCGAGACGAUUGUGCUGGACUGGCUGGCGAAGGCACUUGCACUGCCCGAACACUUCCUGCACUCGAACCAGCACAGCCGAGGCGGCGGCGUCAUCCAGACCACGACCAGCGAGGGCACGCUGGUGGCGCUGCUGGCGGCGAGAUCGGAGAUGAUUCGCCUCCUUCGCCACGAGUACCCGGACACCGACGACUGCGACAUCAACGCGCGCCUAGUGGCCUAUUGCUCGGACCAGGCGCACUCAUCAGUGGAGAAAGCCGGACUCAUCGGCAUGGUGAAGAUGCACUACGUGGAUUCCGACGACGACCUCAGUAUGCGCGGCUGGGCCCUCAAGGAAGCCAUGGACAGGGAUCGAGAAAAGGGACUCAUUCCUUUUUACGUGUGUGCCACUCUCGGGACUACUGGCGCAGUCGCUUUCGACAACCUUCUAGAAGUCGGAGAAAUAUGUGAACGCUUUUCGGUGUGGCUUCACGUGGACGCGGCCUACGCCGGUUCUUCGUUCAUCUGCCCCGAGUACCGACACUGGUUGCGCGGAAUCGAAUACGCCGACUCGAUCGUCGUCAACACCUCCAAGUGGAUGAUGGUCAACUUCGACUGCAGCUGCCUCUGGGUGAAAAACAGCAGCACAGUUCAUCACGCUUUUAACGUGGAGCCCCUCUAUCUUCAACACGAGAAUUCAGGUUACGCGGUGGAUUUCAUGCACUGGCAAGUGGGUCUGAGUCGUCGCUUCCGCAGCCUCAAGUUGUGGUUUGUCCUGAGGAACUACGGCGUGGCUGGUAUUCAGGACCACAUUCGCAGGAGCGUUCACAUGGCCGAGAUCUUUGAGAGCCUCGUGCAAGCGGACAAGCGCUUUGAGAUUCCCGCCAAGCGCCACCUGGGUGUUGUUGUUUUCAGGCUUAAGGGCCCCAACGCAACCACGGAGAAACUGCUGAAGCGCCUGAACGUGGGUGGUAAGCUGCACUGCGUGCCGGCCGCCUUCAAGGGCAAGUACGUGAUCCGCUACGUGGUGACGUCGACGCACACUAACGAGAAGGAUAUCCUGCGCGACUGGGAGAUAAUCUGUCAAACGGCUGGCGAGUUGGCACCACACCGCAUCACUCUCGCCGAGCUCAAGAAGCAGGAUCCCGAAUUCGGGUCGAGCCUGCUGCUGUCCAACAGCCCGAUGACGCCCAAGGUGGUGAACGGCAGCUACGUGGCGCUCUUCGAGGGCGACGAGGCGCUGCGGCAGCUGGUGAGCCGCUACUCGAACAAGUUCUCGCUCACGAGCAAGGAGAGCCCCGAGCUGCGACGCCGCGUGCGCCGCUUCAUGCUCUCCCAGAAGCAGCUCAGCCUCGACUCGCGCAUGGACCUCGUCAACUCGCUCAUCGCCUCCUCCAGGGGCCUCCAGGCAUUAAUAGCCGCCGCCAUCUGUGAUAAAUGUGUGGACGCGGCCGGUGGCAGCGAGGACAGCUGCAAGGACAGCGAGUCUAUCGCCGAGGGAGACGAGGAUUCGGGCGUGACAACGGCCCAGAAGGCCCUGGCUGCCGCGGGGGCCUCUGGUGCUCAGGCUGGGUCGUGCGUCUCCUGCAGUCGCCCGCUGGCCAGAACCGACUCACGACACAGCGAGUGAUGACUCAACCCUGUGGGCCGUGCUAUAGCUUUCGACGUCAGAGUAGUGACGUUGCCCCCAUUACCUGUCCGCGUGUUAAUGUACUUGUUCCGCCAAAGGGGUUUAGUGUUUUUACUUCUACACGACACGUUCCAACCCAGGACCCCCCCCCCCCCCCUUCCACCUCCGCCGUGCAGAUUUGCUGCUUGCAGAAUUCUCUGCCGUAAAGAGCUUACAAUCCGCAUGUUUUACCCGGCUCUUUCUGGCAAUUGGCCGUACCGUUACCGUGUUGGUUCCAGGCGUCACCCAGAAGCGGUACCAGAAUAGUGCGCGUUCAUUGUCACUACAAUAACAUUUUUCUUCGCUGUUGCGCCUCAAGUGAAGAUGUUCGACUGUUCAGUUUGGUCCCCGAGUCGAAACAACUAGUUUCGCUUAUGACCGGUUUUGGGAGUAGUUAGAAUUGGUCGCAAUCAAAAAUGGCGCCAGUUCCGGCUGGACUACUUGCUCCAUUUGGGUAUGGUCUAUUGAUUUCAUUUAUGUCUGAUUUACUGGUUCCAUUUACAAAUGGCUGGCUGUAGUUAUCAUCUAAAUCAAUCAUGCUUAGGGGGUUAAAUCCUGCUGGUGCUUUCAAUAAGCAGUUUAGCAUCGUUACUGUAGCAUUCCCGCAUAAUCAUAGUAAUCAAGUGGAAAUUAAGCUCACGUAACACCGAUAAAGGCAGUCGACAAGAGCCAACGUAACACGGAAGUUUGAUCCAACCAAGUGGUCCCAUGCUAAGUUAGCUGAAUCCAGCUAGAGCUUAGCUGGUGUGAAUAAUGCUAGAUGUUUCCAUUUAAGUUCAAAUUUGAACUUUAACUGGCCCAGCAGACCCCAGCUUUAUUCCCGGCAGCCAAAACUUCACUUGGGGCUCAGUUGUCGAUGCUAAAUUGUCCUGCGUAAGUCAAUGUGAAUACACUAGUACCUAGAGAAAGUAAGUUCAAUCGCGUACACUGGUAAAUUGCAUGUUGCAACACACUUCAACUCCUGCACCUCUUCUCACCUGCACUUCCACUUACGUCAGCGCAACGAAAGUUAUUGAUGCGAAUGCAUCAAAUGGCUCACUGAGUGAAAAAAAAAACGGCGUCUGUAGCUGCGAAACGGCACCUAAAUUCUGAUUGGCUGCAACGCUACGUCCUGUGCGCGUCGACGAAGCAGAGUGAGCGAAAGGGGAGAGGGCAUCGCCACGACGCCACGUGAACCUGACUCUGGCUCUGAGCCGUGCUCCCUCAGAAGCUGCAGAAGACAGUGCUAACCUUUCCCCUUCUUUACAAGGAGCCACUUAUCACGGAAGCCUUUGUUAUCCGCGCGUUCCUUGUCCGUGCAAGCUCUCGCCUGCGUUCCAACUUCGCCUCGGUAAUCACUAUAAGAAUAUCAUUGCAUAAAGAGCAGAACAGUUUCUAAAGGGAAAACAUUCGCGGCAGUGAGUUUCGAAAUUACAAUCCCACGCUCAGAAGCCGAAUGUCUUACCCACUGGGCUGAGCCAACGCAGCCCUGCGCACUCUGAUUUAUGACAUCGUGCUACUCGGACCGAAAUUUAAAUUGCGAAGCCCGGCGUGACGAAAGCGAUGUCGUCAAGAUCACCGCGGCUUACUCGGGAGCACCGCCAUUAGGUUCUAUUGCAGUAGGGCAAGGUAGCGUGACGUCGCGUAUCGAUACGCACCGGCCUUGUGCUAUCUGUAGGAGGCGUUGGCCAAAUGUCUAAACGCGCUCGCUCGCCCAAGGAGAGUUCAUAACUCAAAGGACCGCUUAGCGGCGUUCAAUUGGACAAUAUUGCUUAAGCAUUCACAACCCUUAAGAAGUAUUCAGGUGUCCUCUGAUUUUUUUCACUUGCCGUGAGGGCCCGCGAAUACAGUAGGCUGUCAUGCAUUGUUCCUAACCUGUGGAUAUAAUAAAAAAAAACGCACCUGUCAAGCUGGAGCGAACAAUCUGCCUGUGUAUUGGAUAUUUGUUGUUGUCACAAAUGUUAAAUAAAUUGAAAUCUUCAUGGGUA
This is a messenger RNA of Dermacentor andersoni, 4119 nucleotides long. RefSeq names its product histidine decarboxylase (gene Hdc). Gene Ontology annotation, biological process: L-histidine catabolic process; histamine biosynthetic process. Gene Ontology annotation, cellular component: cytoplasm. Lineage: Eukaryota; Metazoa; Arthropoda; Arachnida; Ixodida; Ixodidae. Gene Ontology annotation, molecular function: pyridoxal phosphate binding; histidine decarboxylase activity. The record is from RefSeq and is a predicted model, not a curated record.